Molecule: messenger RNA, 1179 nt
Organism: Malaclemys terrapin pileata
Lineage: Eukaryota; Metazoa; Chordata; Testudines; Emydidae
Product: C-type lectin domain family 4 member E-like
Exons: 6
Coding region: 187-903 (238 amino acids)
Source: RefSeq, a predicted model, not a curated record
CCCAGCUCAUCUUAGGGGCUUUCCUCUCCCUGUCUCUCUCUUCUGACAGGUGGAAGAAGGGGUGGCAGACACUCCAAAUAGGAAUGACUCCAUGACUGGCCUGUGGCUUUAGGGAAUUAAAAGAUCAAUUCUAAAUGCAAUAACAAUAUAAAUAUAUAAAGAAGAGGGGUCGGCAACAAUCUCCAAAUGGCAUCGGAGGUUACUUACGCUGAGGUAAAGUUCAAGAAUGCAGCACCACCACCUGCAGAGACCAAAGUACCUCCAGAGAAGAGCACAACGCAGAGUGCACUCCAGAAGCCCACGUGGCGAUUCCUGUGGUUGGUCUCAGCACUGUUGCUGUGUGUCUCUCUCCUCAUUGCCCUCAUUGUCACUCUACUCAAGGGAACUGGAGGCUGUGAAGAGCACAAGGCCCUGCCCCAGAGUUCUGCAGAGUGGCAUUGUGUCCUGGGGAGAGCUGAGGAGAAAGGGCAAGUCUGGACAUGCUGCCCCAUGGGCUGGAAGCACUUUCAGUCCAGCUGCUACUACUUCUCUAUAGACACCAUGAACUGGAGUGACAGUGAGACAAACUGCACAGGAAUGAGUUCCCACUUGGUGGUGAUCAACACAGGAACUGAGCAGGAUUUCAUUUUAAAUUGGAUAAAAAGAACUGUUACAUCCUUCCAAAAUAAGAAUUACUAUAUUGGUCUGACAGAUCAGGCACAGGAAGGCCAGUGGCACUGGGUGGAUCAGACUCCAUAUAAUGAGACUGCAGCAUUCUGGAGACAAGGUGAACCCAGUAAUAGCAAAAUGGAGAACUGUGCUGUCAUGCAUGUAAAGACAAAUGCAAAUAGGAAGAAUUGGAAUGACAUUCCGUGUUCCACUACAGUAAAUAGAAUUUGUGAAACUGAUGCAACAAGGUUUUGAGGAACGAAACCCCGUCCAGGACGUGAAGCCAGAAAGAGAGAGCGCCCAUCCCUGGCUAGAGGAAGCUGAGCGAGAGAUCUGAUUGGAGGGUUUGGUUCAGAUGUGGGACUUGUGCUGUAAUUAUGGAGUGGAAGGUUACUGUGUUUAAUGGUUCAAACUCACCCAUAUGCACAAAAGAAUUUUGGAAAAAAAAUUGGUAAAAUGUUCUGAAGUGGAAAAGGGGUAAUUUUCAGCAGAACUCUGUUUAUGAUGUCACAAAGGUGGACUAUGCCAGCA